Molecule: messenger RNA, 2600 nt
Organism: Alosa alosa (allis shad)
Lineage: Eukaryota; Metazoa; Chordata; Actinopteri; Clupeiformes; Clupeidae
Product: zinc finger protein OZF-like
Exons: 3
Biological process (GO): negative regulation of transcription by RNA polymerase II; regulation of immune system process; regulation of cytokine production
Source: RefSeq, a predicted model, not a curated record
UGGGGAUGUGUCCCCACCAAAGCUGAGACCAAACCUACGCCCUUGGCUCUGUCUGCAGAGUGAUGAUGGAAAAAAGAUUUAAAGGACGAAGGAUAUGGUCAUGUGAUUGCAUGUCCAGAUGAAGAAGAAAAGCCCUUUGCAGAGCUUCACUGUAAAACUGAAACAGACGAGUCCAGCGUUACUUACCCCGAAACACCACGGACAAGAGUGGAGAUUGAAGUGAAUGAAAGGGAGCAGGAGAGCGAUCUACUGGAAAAACUAGAGUCUGAAAUGUCAGGAUUUACUGAAUCGACACCGCUGCUCAUGCCAGUGAAGGAGAUAAAAGAAGAAGAGUUUGAUGAUUUCCUUCAAGAGCACAUGUUUGCAGACCAGGAUGUAAAAGGAGACCUCGGACUGGAUUAUGACUGCAAGACUGAAACACACACAUCACCGACCUUCAACUGCAAAGAAGAACAGUCUCCAGUGAUGGAAAUUAAACAGGAGGAAGAAUCUGAUUUAAAAGAAGAAUGCCAGAAAGACUCUUUCUGUAAAGGUGAGAUGAGACAUACUGGGGAAAAGGUACAUUAUUUUACCAGGAGGGGAAAGGCCUCCUCGAAGACGACUCAACACAAGUCUCACAUGACGAUCCACACAGGAGAAAAGACGUAUCAGUGCUCUGUCUGUGGAAAGACCUUAAGACGAAAAGAUAAUCUCAAGGCACACCAGAGGAUCCACACAGGAGAAAAGACACAUCAGUGCACUACAUGUGGGAUGAGUUUCAGGAUUAGGUCAAAGGUCACUGUCCAUCAGCGCACUCAUACAGGAGAAAAGCCACAUCAGUGCUCGGACUGUGGAAAGGCCUUUACUCAAAGGUCUUAUCUAACGCGACACCAGAUGGUUCACACAGGAGAAAAGCCGUAUCAGUGCUCUGACUGUGGCAAGUCCUUUAGUCAAAAAGCAUGUCUACAGGCACACCAGAGGAUCCACACAGGAGAAAAGCCGUUUCAGUGCACUACAUGUGGAAUGAGUUUCAGGACUAGGACAAAGGUCACCAUCCAUCAGCGCAUUCAUACAUGAGAAAAGCCACAUCAGUGCUCUGACUGUGGUAAGUCCUUUAAUCAUAACGCUGGUCUGCAGGAGCACCAGAGAAUCCACACAGGAGAAAAGCCGUUUCAGUGCUCUGCAUGUGGAAUGAGUUUCAGGACUAGGCAAUUGGUGACUAAGCAUCAGCGCAUGCAUACAGGAGAAAAGCCGUACCAGUGCUCUGACUAUGGAAAGGCCUUUAAUCAAAGGUUUAGUCUAAAGGAACACCAGAAUACCCACACAGGAGAAAAGCCGUAUCAAUGCCCCGACUGUGGAAAGGCCUUUAUUUAUAGGUCCGAUCUAAAGGCACACCAGAGGAUCCACACAGGAGAAAAGCCGUAUCAGUGUACUACAUGUGGUAAGAGUUUCAAAACUAGGAGCGAUGUGAACACUCAUCAGAAGGUCCACACAGGAGAAAAGCCGUAUCGGUGCUCUGACUGUGGAAAGGCCUUUAGUCAAAGGUCCCAUCUAAAGAUACACCAGAGGAUCCACACAGGAGAAAAGCCGUAUCAGUGUUCUACAUGUGGGAAGAGUUUCAAAACUAGGACCGAGAUGACCAUUCAUCAGCGCACCCACACAGGAGAAAAGCCGUGUCGGUGCUCUGACUGUGGAAAGGCCUUUAGGAAUGGACACAAUCUAAAGAAACACCAGAGGAUCCACAUGUCAUUUUAGUGCUCUGAUGUGGAAAGGCCUUCAGUCGUAUGUGAGUCCUAUGGGAACACCAAAGUAUUCACAGAGGAGAAUAUUGAACUUUGACAGCACGGAACGAUUUAAGUCAUUCCUAUUUUGCGCGGAGCCCGGCAGCAAGCACAACAAAAAUCUUUGGGACGUUACUUCAUUCAAGAGCAACCUGCGCAAUGUGUUCGGCCCUUAAUGUUACGAUUUCUGUUUCUUCCUUCGUUUUUUCAUUGGACAGAACUCCGCUGAACUGAGAGUCACCCCGUGUUGGGUGAAGCAAAAAACCCGACCAAACCGGACUAUACAAUGUUUGUUGAUAAAAUUAUGCAAAUAUUAAAUAAUCACAAUUCACUAAAACACAACAUAAACUGUUCUCUGAUUGGUCACUGGUGGUCCCCUAACUACUGGCUGAGUCAGGUUUGGGUGUCCAGCUGAAGAUUUUCGUAAUUGUAAUUGCCUGCAAUCUGAACUGAAGAUAUGUCUGGUAAACAAUAUUACUGGUUAAAAAAUGCUAUCUGGGAAGCGUUUGGCUCACCGCCCUUAGCUGAUCCACUGUUUGUGAAUUGGGGCUAUAGCAUACUGGGCAAGCUCUGUAGUGAUUGAUCAACAAAAAAUACUGUAUCCACAGCUUAUUAGUUGUGUUUUUAUGCAGAAAAAGAUCCUGGGAUCAAUUUCGCCGGUGUUACACAUUAGGCGGUAUUCUUUUUUGUAUAAAGACACUUACCUAGCACUUUCUCGUAAAAUCAUUUGACUGAAUUUAAUAAGAGUUUGACUUAUUUUAGGAUGUCUUAUGUGUGCAGCUUGUUUUAAAGUUAGUGUUUGAAUGCUGAUAUGAUUACAGACUAUACAAUGUUUGUUGA